AUGUUUUACUUGAUUGGCCUCGGGCUCUGCGAUGAAAAGGAUAUCACAAUUCGGGGGCUAGAUGCCAUCAAACGAUGCGAGCGCGUCUAUCUCGAGGCGUAUACAAGCAUCCUGAUGAUUGAACGCGAGAAACUGGAAGAGUUUUACGGGAGAUCGCUCAUAGUGGCAGAUCGAGAUAUGGUCGAAACAGAGAGCGAUGCAAUACUUGAACGAUCAAAUGAGGUCGAUGUUGCACUUUUGGUUGUAGGAGAUCCCUUUGGAGCGACCACUCACACGGACAUCUUGCUACGUGCACGAGCGCUUGGAAUUCCAACCGAAGUCAUUCAUAAUGCAUCGAUUAUGAACGCGAUCGGUGCAUGCGGAUUACAGCUGUAUAAUUUUGGACAGGCGGUCUCGCUCGUAUUCUUUACAGACACAUGGAAGCCAGAUAGCUUCUACGACCGUAUUGCAGAAAAUGCCAAGUUAGGAAUGCACACGCUUGUGCUACUCGACAUCAAAGUCAAGGAGCAGAGCAUUGAAAACUUGGCUCGAGGUCGCAAGAUCUACGAGCCUCCUCGAUAUAUGUCGAUACCUCUUGCAGUCUCUCAGCUAGCCGAAGUGGAGGAAAUACGGAAGGAAGGGGUGCUCGACCCUGAGACCACACUCGCCAUUGCAAUGUCUCGCGUUGGAGGAGGACCGCUGCAACGGAUUGUCGCAGGCACAUUGUCACAGCUUGGUGCUCAGGAUCCGAGUGUAUACGGGCAACCUUUACACAGCCUGGUAAUCGUCGGGAAGAGGCUCCAUCCGCUCGAGGUUGACUAUGCGAGUGCAUUUGCAGUAGAUGAGACCUGGAAACGAGUCGCUAGAGAUGUGUAUAAAGUUCCAGAGGAAUAG
Molecule: messenger RNA, 873 nt
Organism: Serendipita indica DSM 11827
Lineage: Eukaryota; Fungi; Basidiomycota; Agaricomycetes; Sebacinales; Serendipitaceae
Source: the annotation of a GenBank genome assembly